UGGUAUAAAAUCCUCCUCGUGUUCCUUCCUCGUUCUUUCGCUCUUCCUGCACUGCACGUUUUGUCUCGUCUCAGAAGCAUCUUGAACAAUGGGCUUUGGCGACCUGAAAACCCCUGGCGGCCUCAAGGUCCUCAACGACUUUUUAGCCGACAAGAGCUACAUCGAGGGGUGGGUGCCCUCCCAGGCCGACGUGGCUGUGUUCGAUGCAAUCCCCUCAGCCCCCUCAACAGUCCAGUGCCAUGCUCUUCGCUGGUACAACCACAUCAAGUCAUUCCAGAACCAGAAGGGCAGUUUGCCAGGAGUUAAGAAGCCCCUGGGCCAGUAUGGUCCUUCCGGUGUGGAGGACAACACAGCUGCAGACUCAAAGGAUGACGACGAUGACAUGGACCUGUUUGGCUCUGAUGACGAGGAGGAUGCAGAGGCAGAAAGGCUGAAGGAGGAGAGAAUCGCAGCCUAUGCCGCCAAGAAGUCAAAGAAGCCCACACUCAUCGCCAAGUCAUCGAUCCUGCUUGAUGUGAAACCGUGGGAUGAUGAGACGGACAUGGCCAAGCUGGAGGAGUGUGUUCGCAGCAUCUCAAUGGACGGCCUGCUUUGGGGACAGUCCAAGCUGGUACCAGUGGGCUAUGGCAUCAAGAAGCUGCAGAUCGGGUGUGUGGUAGAGGACGACAAGGUGGGAACAGACCAGCUGGAGGAACAGAUUACAGCCUUUGAGGACUAUGUCCAGUCUAUGGAUGUGGCUGCCUUCAACAAGAUCUAAAACUCAAAACACUUACCAACAAAGACACUGAGCACUUUGGAGUUGUAAUAAAAAGCACUUCAGAUGGAAAAUGUUUGUUACAUAUUCUGACAAGUGGUUCUGCCUGGUUUAUGUAGCUUUUGAGUAAAGACUUGGGUGUUUGGGUUAAA
This is a messenger RNA of Oncorhynchus mykiss (rainbow trout), 906 nucleotides long. RefSeq names its product elongation factor 1-beta. Gene Ontology annotation, molecular function: translation elongation factor activity; guanyl-nucleotide exchange factor activity. Lineage: Eukaryota; Metazoa; Chordata; Actinopteri; Salmoniformes; Salmonidae. The record is from RefSeq and is a predicted model, not a curated record. Gene Ontology annotation, cellular component: cytosol; eukaryotic translation elongation factor 1 complex. Gene Ontology annotation, biological process: translational elongation.